Morchella importuna is the source of this 1191-nucleotide messenger RNA. RefSeq lists its product as uncharacterized. NCBI's taxonomy places the organism in Eukaryota, Fungi, Ascomycota, Pezizomycetes, Pezizales, Morchellaceae. Gene Ontology annotation, molecular function: DNA-(apurinic or apyrimidinic site) endonuclease activity; zinc ion binding; DNA N-glycosylase activity. Gene Ontology annotation, cellular component: nucleus. The record is from RefSeq and is a predicted model, not a curated record. Gene Ontology annotation, biological process: base-excision repair. The transcript is spliced from 3 exons. Bases 1 to 1191 code for a protein of 396 amino acids.
AUGCCCGAGAUUGCAGAAGUUGCCCGCAUCGUCAACCGGCUGCGGACACACCUGGUCGGCAAGAUAAUCACAAAGGUCACGCCGUUCGAGGACGCCAUCGUCUACAAGGACACCACGCACGAGGCGUUCAAGCAGGCCCUCGAGGGGAAGAAGGUGCUUGAGGCGCGGCAGUGGGGGAAGUACUUCUGGCUAGUGAUGGACAGCUCUCCUCACCCCCUUAUGCACUUCGGCAUGACCGGCUGGAUCCGCUUCCAACACGACUCCACCGCCCACUACCGCGCCACCACCCCCGAAGAAAACCCCACCUGGCCCCCCCGCUUCGCCAAGUUCCUCUUUGACCUCCCCGACGCCUCCUCCCUCGCCUUCACCGACCCACGCCGCCUCUCACGCAUCCGCCUCAUCGACCACCCCACCGGCGACCUACGCCUCGUCAGCCCGCUCUCCGAGAACGGGCCCGACCCCGUGCAAGCCCCCGUCAGCAUCGACUGGCUCUCCGCGAAGCUCUCUGCGCGGCGCGUGCCCUUGAAGGCCUGGCUGCUCGACCAGAGCGUUCUCGCGGGCGUCGGAAACUGGGUGGGCGACGAGAUACUCUACCACGCGCGCAUCCACCCCGAGCAGGGCACCAACACGCUUACCGCCGAGAUGGUAGCGCGGCUGCACGGCGCGCUGGGAUACGUGACGGGCCUGGCGGUGGCGGUGGAGGCGGACAGCAGCCGGUUCCCGCAGGACUGGCUGAUGCUGCAUCGGUGGGGGAAGGGGGAGAAGCGGAAGGUGAAUGUGCUGCCGUCCGGGGAGAGGAUCGAUUUUGUAAAGGUGGGGAGCAGGACGAGUGCGUUUGUGCCGAGCUUGCAGAGGAUUGUGGGGGAGCAGGCGGGGAGGAAGAGGGGGAGGAAGGUGAAGGGGGUGGAGGGGGUGGAGGAGAGUGAGCAGGAGGAGGGGGAGGGGGAGGGGGAGGGGGAGGGGAGUGAGGUGGAGGAGGUGAAGCCGGCGCCGAAGAGACGGGCGAAGGUGAAGGCGGUGAAGAAGGAAGAGGUGGACGGGGACAGGGGCAGGGACGUGCCGCCACCUGCUAGACGCUCGCUCAGAGCUAUGGCAAAGGCGGUUAAGGGGGAGCCGGAACCAAAGGAGGAGGAGGAAAGCGAUUUUGAGAGUUUGGAAGUGCCGGCGAAGAAGGCGAAACGUGUUAGGUGA